This is a messenger RNA of Formica exsecta, 2153 nucleotides long. RefSeq names its product mitogen-activated protein kinase p38a-like. Gene Ontology annotation, molecular function: ATP binding; MAP kinase activity. Gene Ontology annotation, biological process: protein phosphorylation; intracellular signal transduction. The record is from RefSeq and is a predicted model, not a curated record. Lineage: Eukaryota; Metazoa; Arthropoda; Insecta; Hymenoptera; Formicidae. The coding region runs from base 45 to 503 and encodes 152 amino acids. The transcript is spliced from 5 exons. Gene Ontology annotation, cellular component: cytoplasm; nucleus.
AUAUAUAUAUUUUUUUAGUUGACAUUUGGUCAGUAGGAUGCAUUAUGGCCGAGCUGUUAACUGGAAGAACACUAUUUCCUGGAACAGAUCAUAUUCAUCAAUUGAACUUAAUUAUGGAAAUUUUGGGUACUCCACGAGACGAGUUUAUGAAAAAAAUAUCGUCAGAAUCGGCCAGAAAUUAUAUUCAGAGUUUACCGCCACUGAAGAAAAAAAACUUUAAAGAUGUAUUUCGUGGAGCUAAUCCUUUAGCUAUUGAUUUGUUGGAAUUGAUGUUGGAAUUGGAUGCAGAAAAAAGGAUCACUGCUGAACAAGCUUUAGCACAUCCAUAUCUUGCACAAUAUGCAGAUCCAACUGAUGAACCUGUUUCUCUACCAUAUGAUCAAAGUUUUGAGGAUAUGGACUUACCAGUCGAAAAAUGGAAAGAACUUGUAUACCAUGAAGUUGUGAACUUUGUUCCACAGCAGCUACCCACAUUGUCUUCAACAAUUGAAACGACUUCUUAAAAAUACAUUUAGCAAGAGUCAUAUGGAUUUAAAUACAGUAAGAUAUGAUAGAGAUUAACACAGAAUAAAUAAUAUCGUGAAUAAGAUACACAUACAUAUAUAUACACACACACACAUAAUUGUUCUAUACAAAAACCACAAUGUACAUAAUUUAUAUAUAACAUUUCGUUAGUUAUUCGAGUUUUGUCUAUCCAGAGGAUAGUAUGUAUAUUUUUGUUGAAAGAGAAAACAAAACACAUUUGUUGUUUAAUCUGAUUAUUAAUUGAAUAUCGAUUUAUCAAUAAUGCUUAUUUUUACACAACAAUAUGUUUGUGUAUAAAUUUUUUUAGUUAUUUUAUCAAAUAUCAUCUCUUAGUCCAGGAAGAGAAAUUGCACGCAAUAAAAUUAAUUUAUCAUAAAAUAUAUAUAUAUGAUUGAAUAUAUCAUAUAUAAAUUAUGAUGAACUUGCCAUAUGAUACAGUAAAAUUAUGUAGUACUGAUUAUAGUAGCUUUAGGUUUAAAUGUACAUUAGUAAUAUAACAAUUCUAAUGCUUGUCAUUUUUUUAAUGAUGCUAUUAAAUUUAAAAGAUAGGAGCGAAAUAUUUUCCUAUUUAAGCCGCCUCAACUUAAUAAAACGACCAAUAUUUAUGAAACUAGGAUUAAAAAAUUGUAAUUGCCAGUAAAGAAAACAAAAAUUGUAACAAUAAAAUCAAAAUAAAUGUACAACGACUAGACAUUAUAACAAAUUAAGAAUUGCAUACUUGCAAAGGAUAUUGUUAUAAAAAAUUGUAGAAGAAUUUACAGAUAGAUAUUUACGGACAAUUUAUAUUUAUAUACUUCUAUAGUAUGUGAUAUAUGUGAGAAGAAAAUAUGUAUAAGGACAUACAUAUCUGGAAUAAGUUAAUGAAACUUAAUACGAUCUCCUCUCAGAAGACUUUCAUUUAUUUUUAAUCAUUAUGUGUCAUUCAUUUUUUUUCCAUGUCUUCUAAAUUUUUGUGUAUUUGUAAUCAAACAAUACAAUGAAUAAGCUUGCUAUAACAUUUGUAACAUAUUCUGCAUUGGUACACAUCUUCCAAGAAAUAUCAGCUUAAUAAUUAAUCUAAGAGCAAAAUGACCAGUAUUUGAAUAUAUAUUUUGACAUAAAUAGUAUUGUGGUUGGAAAGGUUAAUUAACCUAUUUGAUUUAACAUAAAUUAUAUUCCUUAAUAAUGCCAAAUGUAUGGACUGGGGAAGAUACUGAAAAAUUAAUAGCACUCUAUGGGCAAUAUCAGUGUUUGUGGAAUCCAUUUCACCCUGAAUUCAAUAGCACAUUGUCACGUUAUAAAGCAUACAAGAAAAUAAAAAAUUCCAUUAAUAUCCCUGGAUUAACGAUAUGUGAUUGCAUUGAGAGAAUUACAAAUGUAAAAAAAGAAUACUGUUAUGAACUAUCAAAAAUCACCGCAGCUAUAUUUUGUGAAAAAUUGUAUGCACCAAAAGCAGAAUGGUUUAAAAGAAUGCAUGUACUCUUUUUUCCAUAUAUGCCGACAUCUUUUUAUAAUGAUUUUAAAAAGGUAUAUGAUGUAAUACAAAACAAACAAUUAUUUAAGGAAUUGUUACAGCCUUGAUUGCUAUAUUUAUAUAAUAUUGUAAUAGUGAUUAUAAAAUCAUAAAUAACAAUCUCUUAUAAAAUCAA